AUGGGCAUUCUGAGGGUAUCUGUACACGUUUUAACCAAAAACACCACAGUCACAGAACAGAACCGGAAUCUGCUGGUGGAGACCAUCCGUUCCAUUACCGAGAUCCUGAUUUGGGGAGAUCAAAAUGACAGCUCUGUGUUUGACUUCUUCCUGGAGAAGAACAUGUUCGUUUUCUUCUUGAACAUCCUGCGGCAGAAAUCGGGCCGCUAUGUGUGCGUCCAGCUGCUACAGACCUUGAAUAUCCUCUUUGAGAACAUCAGUCACGAGACCUCGCUGUAUUAUUUACUGUCUAAUAACUACGUCAAUUCCAUCAUUGUCCACAAGUUUGACUUCUCCGAUGAGGAGGUUAUGGCAUACUACAUCUCGUUCCUGAAGACGCUUUCACUGAAGCUCAACGACCACACUGUCCAUUUCUUCUACAAUGAGCACACCAACGACUUUGCCCUCUACACAGAAGCCAUCAAGUUUUUCAAUCACCCUGAAAGCAUGGUUCGAAUUGCUGUGAGAACCAUAACUCUGAAUGUCUAUAAAGUGGAUAACCAGGCCAUGCUACACUAUAUCAGAGAUAAAACUGCUGUCCCUUACUUCUCCAAUUUGGUCUGGUUCAUUGGGAGCCAUGUGAUCGAACUCGACACCUGUGUGCAGACUGACGAGGAGCACCGGAAUCGGGGGAAGCUGAGCGACCUGGUGGCUGAGCAUCUGGAUCACUUGCACUAUCUCAAUGACAUCCUGAUCAUCAAGUGCGAGUUCCUCAAUGACGUGCUCACUGACCACCUGCUCAACCGGCUCUUCCUGCCACUCUACGUGUACUCACUGGAGAACCCAGACAAGGGAGGAGAACGACCGAAAAUCAGCCUGCCAGUGUCCCUCUAUCUUCUGUCACAGGUCUUCCUCAUCAUCCACCAUGCCCCGCUGGUGAACUCGCUGGCCGAAGUCAUCCUGAAUGGCGAUCUGUCUGAGACGUACCCUAAGCCUGUACAGGAUGUUCAGCGGAGUUCUGCCAAGCCCAGCAUUCGGUGCUUCACUAAACCCACUGAGACCCUUGAGCGGUCCCUUGAGAUGAACAAGCACAAGGGCAAGAGGCGGGUGCAAAAGAGACCCAACUAUAAAAACGUGGGGGAGGAAGAAGACGAGGAGAAAGUGCCCACUGAGGACAGCCAGGAAGACGCUGAGAAGGCUAAAGGUACAGAGGGUGGUUCAAAAGGCAUGAAGACGAGUGGGGAGCGUGAAGAGAUCGAGAUGGUGAUCAUGGAGCGUAGCAAGCUGUCGGAGCUGGCAGCCAGUGCCUCCGCGCGGGAGCAAAACACCACAGAUGAGGAGAAGAGCGCUGCUGCCGCCACCUGCUCUGACAGCACGCAGUGGAGCAGACCCUUCCUAGACAUGGUGUACCAUGCGCUGGACAGCCCUGAGGACGACUACCAUGCUCUCUUUGUGCUCUGCCUCCUGUACGCCAUGUCUCACAACAAAGGCAUGGAUCCUGAAAAACUCGAGCAAAUCCAGCUGCCAGUGCCUGAUGCUGUGGAGAAGACUGCAUACAACUAUCUCCUGGCUGAGAGGCUCAUCAGGAUCAUGAACAGUGCCGCCCAGCCAGAUGGGAAGAUCCGGCUGGCCACACUGGAGCUGAGCUGCCUGCUCCUCAAGCAGCAAGUGCUGACCAACAAUAGCUGCAUCAUAAAGGACGUGCACCUGGCCUGCCUGGAGGGGGCGAAAGAAGAGAGCAUCCACCUCGUACGACAUUUCUAUAAGGGAGAAGAAAUCUUUCUGGACAUGUUUGAAGAUGAGUACAGGAGCAUGACAAUGAAGCCCAUGAAUGUGGAAUAUCUCAUGAUGGAUGCCUCCAUCCUGCUGCCCCCAACGGGCACGCCACUGACAGGCAUUGACUUUGUGAAGCGGCUGCCGUGUGGUGACGUGGAGAAGACCCGGCGGGCCAUCCGGGUAUUCUUCAUGCUGCGCUCCCUGUCACUGCAGCUACGAGGAGAACCUGAGACCCAGUUGCCGCUGACACGGGAAGAGGACCUGAUCAAAACCGAUGAUGUCCUGGACCUGAAUAAUAGUGACCUGAUCGCAUGCACAGUGAUCACCAAGGAUGGUGGCAUGGUCCAGCGCUUCCUGGCUGUGGACAUUUACCAGAUGAGUUUGGUGGAGCCUGAUGUGUCCCGGCUUGGCUGGGGAGUGGUCAAGUUUGCAGGUCUUCUGCAGGACAUGGAGGUGGUUGGUGUGGAGGAUGACAGCCGUGCCCUAAACAUCACCAUCCACAAGCCCGCGGCCAGCCCCCAUUCCAAGCCCUUCCCCAUCCUCCAGGCCACCUUUGUCUUCUCUGACAACAUCCGCUGCAUCAUUGCCAAGCAGCGGCUGGUCUCGGGCCGCAUGCAGGCAAGACGCAUGAAGAUGCAGAGGAUAGCCGCACUCCUGGACCUCCCAAUCCAGCCAACAGCCGAAGUCCUGGGAUUUGGAUUCCGCGCCUCCUCUUCCUCCCAGCACCUGCCUUUCCGCUUCUACAGCCAGGGCCGCCGGGGCAGCAGCGACCCCACAGUGCAGCGCUCCGUGUUUGCAUCUGUGGACAAGGUGCCAGGCUUCGCCGUGGCCCAGUGCAUAAACCAGCACAGCUUGCCGUCCCUGUCUUCGUCAUCACCACCGACCACCAGCAGUGAGAGUACCAGCCACUGCGACUCUGGGGGCUCAUCCUCCACACCUUCUGCAGCCCAGAGUCCUGCAGACGCCCCCACAACUCUGGAACAGCCUCAGCCUCACCUGCCUGACCAGUUGGUGAUCAUCAAUGAAACGGAAGCAGACCCCAAGCCCAGCAAGAACUCAGCCAGGGGCGCAGAGGUGGAGACUGUACACUUGUCCCCCAGUCUCCUCCCCGCCCAGCAGCCCACCAUCUCCCUGCUCUAUGAGGAUACUGCCGACACACUUAGCGUCGAGUCGCUGACCCUGGUUCCCCCAGUCGACCCCCACAGCCUCCGCACUCUCACAGGUGUCUCCCAGGCCCCCACCCCAGCCACACCAUGCAUAGAGACCCCGGAUGAGGAGGCUGCCCACGUGGAGCCUACGGGCCCCACUGAGCACUGAGGAGUGCCAGGGCCUCCUUUGUGCGUGUAGCCCACUGGCAGGGACCCCAAUGUUGAUGGAGAGCCAUCCGGAGCACCCCAGUUCUCCACGGCCCAGCACCACCUCCACACCUGUGCCUGCGUUUCUGUGAUCAGAAGACACCCGCGCUCCACAUGAAUUCCUUUUUCACUUGGUACAUCUUUGAGAGCAGGCCGGGACCCACAGAGACGCCCAGUGGGUGCAGAUGACAGCAAUGGCUGCUCAGGGAGGAGGCUGCGCUCCUUGGCUCUGCCUGGCAAUAGGCAGCAGGACCCACUGGUGCCCUCCCUUCCUUUGGGCAGCUCCUCUGCACCAUUCCCAGUGUGCACAGAUUGGACAAAGUCACUGUGGGUUAGAGGUUUGUAGAACAGUGAACUUAGAUAAAUUUCCUUUGGCUAUUUAUUUCUGUUUUUGGUAGUGGAAGAAAAUCUUUUAUUUAAAAAGCAUCUAUUUGGGGGGGUGAAGCCACGAAAAUCCUCAGUCCCAUGGUUUAAUGUCAUCAAAAGCAUCGGAUCCUGGCUAGGCCGCCUUUCCCUUUCCCUUGAGCCUCUCAGUGCUUCGUUUUCGAGUUCUCAGUGUCACUUUCUCGGUUUUCUUAACUGAUUCUUUCUCUGUUACUAACUCUGUAAGCCUGUGGAACGAUAAAGUCCCUUCCUGGAAAGUUUAGAUUAUUUUUAAACAGAAAUGAAGUACCCUCUGGUCACAUGGAGUGAGAGGCCGCAGCUGCUCCCCACUCAGGACACCCUUCCCACCUCUCCUAGCACCGUGCAGGAACAGAGACAGGGACGGGCUUUCAGCACCAUCCUCCACACUUGCUGUCUGCGUCUAUCUGAGAAAGAACCAUCUGGGGCUGAGAAGACCCCAGACCCAGUGGCCAUGACAAGAAUUAAAAGCAAGGGAAGCCAUCCUCAGUGUUGCCAGCUGCCCACUGUGUGUGGGAGCCUCAGCCACAAGCCAGGCAUCCCAAAAGCACCCACGUCUGUCCCCUGUCCUGUCAGCUGCUGCCACUACAGUGCAAGCUUGUCUCAAAACAAAAACCCCACUGUUCCCCGGGCAUGUGCACAUGAGGACUCAGAUAUGUCCCACACAGCUGCAUGGCUUUCCUCUCCACUCAGCUAGCUCAGGUGCCACCCCUUGCCUUGGCUCCACAGCAGACCUGCAUGGCUUUCCUGCAGACGUGGCCCUGGGAGACACCUCACCAUCUGCCUGUAGAGGAGCAUAGCCCUUGCCACCACUACCUAACCAGCCUUCUUGCAGGGCCCACCAAGGCUGGAGCUCAGUUUCCAGGAGAGGGAGCAGAGUCCUCCAGUGCUGGUGCCCAGCCAGCUUUCACCAUCAUAGGCACAAGGACUGCUUCUCACAGAGCAGACCAUGUCGAGAAGAGAGGCCAUACUGCAGGCGGAAAUCCUAAGAGCCAAGAAGGGAAAGCCGUGGCCAUCAGCAGAGCCCCUGGGAAGGGGAGGAAGCUAGAGUUGGGAGAAGGGAAAAGAUGGCCAUUGGGGAGGAGGUCCAUACCACCUGGACAUGGGGGCUGAUCUUUCAGAGGGAGAGGUGGCCAUAGGAACAAGAGCAGGUGAGUGACUUCCCACCUGUGGCCUGUGAGAGGUGAGCCUGUGGCAGGCCCAGGUCCUCCAGGGACCCCCCAUCUGCUGUCCAAAAUCCAGUGGCUCCAACUGGCCUUGUAGCCACCAAACACUUCAGGAAAGGUCCUGGGUGAGUGUGCAGCCAACCCUGGAGGACCGGCUGUUGAAUAAAAGGCACCAGGCAUCAGAUCUACCUUACGCCCUGGUCCAAGAAUAGGCCUAUCCCCCAGCUGGGCUUACCAGGUCAUUCCGAGGGGCUUCCUUCGGCUGGGGGCUGGCAGCUCACUUCUGCAGGAUAUGCCCAGGUGAGUAGGGCUCCCUGCCACGUCCUCAGGCCAGGAGCUCAGUAGCCUGGAGAAGGCAGCUGGUCCUCGUGGACCCACCUCAUCCAGGUCUUGGCUAUGCUGGUACAGGGGUCACUGCUGAGUCUUUGGGAGCACCGCACAAACCUAAUAGCUGGGCCCUCCAGCCAGGCCUGUCCCCACAGAACACACUGGAUCCUGGCAGUGAUGGCGGGAGGUAUAGCCAGGGGUCUGGGGAAGCCCACAAGCUUGGUCGUGGCCUCUGACCACAGGUUAUAGGGGCAAGGUGAGCUCCCAAGAUGGAGGGGUGGCAGCAGAGCCAGAGUGGAGCUGGGGGAGUGUCCCCCAGAACAGGCCCACCUGGCUGCUCUCUGCAGAACACAGUCCCCCACUACCCAAACACGGUACUAGGCGCUCCAGGGAAUGGGGACAAAAUGCACCUCCUAGGGACAGAUACAGGGUUUCUCUGUGGUCUCUGAGGUACACUGUUUUCAGACCCAGUGAACAGGUUCUGAUCUUUCCUAGAUGCAAUAAAUGUGAAAUGUUUCAUGCAGUCACGUUGACAGUGGAUAUGAACUUCAGAGUUCCUUCUGUUCCUUUGAACUGAAAACUUGUGAAUAUCUGGUCCCAAAUAGGAGCUGGGGUGGGAAAACUCUGUGCUCUGACCGUCCUAGGGAAGUACCUGCUUUGGCCCACGUGACUCAUUCUUCAUGGGUACUGAACACAAGGGUGGAAAUGAAAAAAUGGAACUUCCGUGUAAAUUUGAACUUGGCAAUAAAAGAGGAAAAAAAUUACCAAGAGUGUGGCCUGCUGGUCCUUGGGGGAGGUCAUGGCCUGGCAAAGGAAAACGUCCUGGGCGCUGACCCCUUAUCCUGUUGUGAUUACCCUCCUCUGCCUCCACUCUUGGCUUGCAGGAGGUUGG
Messenger RNA from Castor canadensis (American beaver), 5897 nucleotides. The record is from RefSeq and is a predicted model, not a curated record. NCBI's taxonomy places the organism in Eukaryota, Metazoa, Chordata, Mammalia, Rodentia, Castoridae.